This is a messenger RNA of Saprolegnia parasitica CBS 223.65, 2078 nucleotides long. RefSeq lists its product as hypothetical. The transcript has a single exon. Lineage: Eukaryota; Oomycota; Saprolegniomycetes; Saprolegniales; Saprolegniaceae. The record is from RefSeq and is a predicted model, not a curated record. The annotation marks the transcript as partial.
AUGUUGUCGAUCACGUCCUUCCCGCGCCGCUUUGCGACCUCCAACAAACGCCACUUCGCCCGCGCGCUCUCCACUGUGUCGACGUCGACGGGGCCACUCGGUCAUCACCAGAAGGCUCCGAAGGAGUUGCCUCGCCGUGACCGCGCUCAGCACGUACACAUGCGGGCGCGCCAGAACACAAAGGACGAGGUGGCAAUCACGAUCGAGGCCGCCGCUGGGCUCCAGCCUGAGGUUGAAUGGUACACAACGACGCCACGCACGCCGUUCAAUGACCCGACUUUUCCCGGUCUCCUCGAUGACGGUCGACUGCACUCGGUCGCCAUGACGAACCUCGCGACGUGCACGCGCCAAGACGUUCUCGACUACUUGGACAACACGUGGGCACUCACGGACAUGCUGUUCUCAAGCUUUCAGAACGAAGAGGCCUUUAUCGUCCCGCCGCCGCACGGGCUCCGUCACCCGAUGGCCUUUUACUACGGCCACCCGACCUGCUUUUACGUCAAUAAGUUCCGCCUCGCGGGCCUGCUUCAGGGUCCCGUGAACCCGGCAUUUGAGGACCUCUUUGAAGUCGGCGUGGACGAGAUGCGCUGGGACGACAUGUCCAAGAACGAGAAGGAGUGGCCAUCCCUCCACGAGAUGCAAGCGUAUCGGCGCCAGGUGUACGGCCUUGUCAAAUCGAUUGUUCUCUCGCACCCAGAGCUCGAGGACGGUCACGCGCCGAUCACGCCGACGUCGCAAACGUGGGCGCUCUUCAUGGCCAUGGAGCACGACCGUAUCCACCUUGAGACAUCGUCGAUGCUCAUGCAAGAGCACGAUGUUGACAACUUUCAAAAGCCGGCGCUCUUCCCCGCGUACCACGAAAGCGCCGCCCACGUCCGAUCCAAGGUGCCUGUCGAGAACAUCGACUAUCCCGUCAACCCGAUGGUCGCUGUCGCCGGUGGCGCUGUGCACUUGGGGAAGGACACAAGUUACCCGUCGUUCGGCUGGGACAACGAGUACGGCGCGAAGGAUGUUGUCGUCGGGCCGUUCCGCGCAUCGUCGCAGCUCGUGUCGAACGGCGAGUUUUGGCAGUUUGUCAAGGACUCGGGGUACCUCAACCCCUCGCACUGGACGACGACGGGGUGGGCGUGGCGCUCGUACCGCAACACGAAAUGGCCGGCGUUCUGGCGCCCAGAUGGUCCGCAAGGCAGCCACGAAUACAAGCUUCGAGCCAUUUUUGACGAGAUUCCGAUGCAAUGGAACUGGCCGGCGCAGGUCAACCUGCACGAAGCGCACGCGUACUGCAAGUGGAAGCAAGCCAAAGAUGCAGCGCCCGAUGAAGUGUACCACGUGCUCACGGAGCCAAUGCAUCACCUCUUGCGCGAGCAGCACGAGCGGGCCAACGACCUAAGCGACGCAAUCUUGGACCUGCCGGCGGCUGAGACCAUGGCGACUGCGGCAGGACGCAACACGAACGUGGCGUUUGCGAGCUUCACGCCUGUUGACGCUCAACCCGCCAACAGCAACGGCUUCCACGAUGUCUUUGGCAACGCGUGGGAGUGGUGCGAGGACCGUAUGAGCCCGCUCCCAGGCUUUGAGAUCCACCCGGUCUACGACGACUUCACAGUGCCGUGCUUUGACGGGGAGCACCACGUGAUCAUGGGCGGCUCGUACAUGAGCAGCGGCGACAACGGCGGCUCCAAGUUUGCGCGGUACCACUUCCGGCCGCACUUCUUUCAGCAUGCUGGCUUUCGCGUCGCUGCAUCGCCCGUGGAUGCUGCGAACGAUAGCUACGAGCUCGUGACCUCGUGCCUUAACGCGCCCGAGCCCCACGCCAAGCCGCAGCCAUACCGGACGUCGUCUAUCGUGUCGCUUCAGAGUGCCGGUGGCUCUGUCUUUCUCACAAAGCUCGAACAGCAAGCCGCUGCGGCUUGGCGCGACUUCACCGCGGGCGUCGCACUCUACAAAUUGCCCACGAACGCAACCAUGGUGGACGCGGCAGCCGCUGUCGCAUCUGGUGAGAUGGUGCUCGUGACCGACGACGCGCUCGCAAAGCAGCUACACUGCGCCGGCGCCGCGACACUUGUCAAGGAGCAGUG